Rhopilema esculentum is the source of this 960-nucleotide messenger RNA. The record is from RefSeq and is a predicted model, not a curated record. NCBI's taxonomy places the organism in Eukaryota, Metazoa, Cnidaria, Scyphozoa, Rhizostomeae, Rhizostomatidae.
AUGUCGAAUGAGAGCAACUGCACGCUUUGCUAUCAAGAAACCAUUUUGAAGUGUGAUCGAAAUCUAGUUGAAGGAUCUGGCGUUUUUAAUCCAAAAGAAGAAAUUUUGAGCCUUGAUUUUCAGUUUUUGGUUCCAUUAUCGAAAUAUAUUUGUAGAAACUGCGUAGAUAUAUUGAAGAAACGGAAAAAAUUGAAAGAAAGCCUAGACGAAGUGAAUCAAAAAGUUCUAUCAAGAUACAGGAAAGUUGCAGAUGCAAUCGGCCUUGGCUCAGAAGACCUUCCAGGUUCAGACCGACCAUCAAAGAUAAGAAGGACAUUGUUGUUUGAGGAUCAAGGUAAAUCCUGUCCGUCAUACGAAGUGGAUCAUUCGAAUUCCAAGCCUGAUUCAGAGGUGACAGGCUUGGGCUCCGCGUCACUCUUCUCACCGAUAAUUUGUUCGACUCCGCGUCACUCUGACAAAUGGUCUACAAAACGUUCCCGAUUUCCUUAUAAUGACCAGUGUGAGAGCAAAGUUGUGCCUUCGGUUGUUAUAUCCGUUGAUUGGGCCUCUGGAAUGAAGACAAAGUCGUUGGCAAGCGAUCUCAUUCCACUUGGAAAAUCAUUGAUCAAGGGGACCUACAGGCAAAUCGCUGUUGCUGCAUGGAAAAGUCCUGGCCUUAGGAGAGGCAUUAUUGAAAUUGUGAAGAGGGAAAUAAACAAAGAGUGUUGCUUAUUGUGCUCAUCAAAAAACCCCAGUAUCCUCAGAAAGACAAGAAAAGAUGAUCUGCUAGAAUUCUCUUGGAAGAACCUUGAAAAUGAGCUCGAGGAAAAAUCCCCAACUCUCCAAACUAUUCUUAAGAGUGCAUCUUUUCCUUUAGAUAAUGAAGCAAAAUUGAUUGAAGGAGGAAAAGAAUGUCAAAAGGAGAUAAAAUGGCUUCCAGCAACUUGUAUGGCAGCUGCAGUUCUUCUUAAGAAUAAUUAA